Messenger RNA from Gymnodraco acuticeps, 1372 nucleotides. Its product is annotated as 60S ribosomal protein L3-like. Bases 52 to 1257 code for a protein of 401 amino acids. The record is from RefSeq and is a predicted model, not a curated record. The transcript has 11 exons. Gene Ontology annotation, cellular component: ribosome; cytosolic large ribosomal subunit. Gene Ontology annotation, molecular function: structural constituent of ribosome; RNA binding. Gene Ontology annotation, biological process: translation; ribosomal large subunit assembly. NCBI's taxonomy places the organism in Eukaryota, Metazoa, Chordata, Actinopteri, Perciformes, Bathydraconidae.
GCUAAGCCAUUUCUUGGUUUGGCUGUAUCCUACCCCAGCCAUACCCUGAUCAUGGUUAAAGGCUGUGUUGUGGGAGUCAAGAAGAGGGUGCUGACUCAGCGCAAGUCUCUGCUUGUGCAGACCAACCGUCGUGCCAUGGAGAAGAUCGACCUGAAGUUCAUCGACACCACUUCCAAGUUUGGCCGCUUCCAGAGCGUGAAGGAGAAGAAGGCGUUAGUGUCUCACCGUAAAUGUUCGGGUCCCCGCCACGGGUCCCUGGGCUUCUUGCCCCGCAAGAGGAGCCGUCAUCGUGGUAAGGCGAAGAGCUUCCCCAAGGAUGACCCCACCAAGCCCGUGCACCUGACCGCCUUCCUGGGCUACAAGGCCGGCAUGACCCACGUCGUCCGCGAGGUCGACCGACCUGGCUCAAAGGUGAACAAGAAGGAAGUGGUUGAGGCUGUGACCAUUCUUGAGACCCCUCCCUUGAUUGUUGUUGGUUACGUCAGCACACCCCUUGGCCUGCGUUCCUUCAAGACUAUCUUCGCUGAGCACCUCAGUGAAGAGUGCAAGCGUCGAUUCUACAGGAACUGGUACAAGUCCAAGAAGAAGGCCUUCACCAAAUACUGCAAGAAAUGGCAGGAUGAUGGGGGCAAGAAGCAGCUGGAGAAGGACUUUGAAUCAAAUUCUGUGGGAAACACUGGUUCCAUGAAGAAGUACUGCCAGGUUAUCCGCAUUGUUGCGCACACACAGAUGCGCCUGCUGCCCAUUGCGCAGAAGAAGUCUCAUCUGAUGGAGCUGCAGCUGAACGGAGGCAGCAUCUCUGACAAGGUGGACUGGGCCCGUGAGAAGCUGGAACAGGCCGUGCCUGUUAACAACGUCUUCACCCAGGACGAGAUGAUCGAUGUUAUUGGCAUCACCAAGGGUCACGGAUACAAGGGUGUCACCAGCCGUUGGCACACAAAGAAGCUUCCUCACAAGACCUACCGUACGCUCCGUAAGGUUGCCUGUAUUGGUGCCUGGCAUCCUUCCCGUGUUGCCUUCUCUGUGGCCCGUGCUGGUCAGAAGGGAUACCGGUAUGCAUCCCUAACCACCGCACAGAUCUACAAGAUUGGCCUGGGCUUCCACACCAAGGAUGGCAAGCUGGUGGAGAACAAUGCUUCCACAGAGUAUGAUCUGUCAAACAAGAGCAUCAACCCUCUGGUGAGUGACAGUCAUGGGAAUUGUCCUGUUGAAGUCCUCUUGCCUGGAAGCAGAAGAUGUGACUCACUUUAUUUAUAGUUAAGUCAUUCCCUUUUUAAAAAGACCUAUUCUACAAUAAUCCUGAUGUCAAAUCUGGUUUGAAUGUAUAUCCCGGGGAAACCCUCACAAGAAACACCGGCUGUUGUUAUGCCUG